AAUUACGGAAUCAGAGAAAGCUUUGGAUUAAAAAUCCUGUAGCUGUAUCUAGACUUUCCGCUAGACCAGGUGUCUCCUAGCACUGCCCAGCUUGAUGAUGAACACUUCCAGGGCUGGGGCAGCCAAAGCUUCUCUGGGGAGCCUGUGCCAGGGGGUCCUACUUGUUGCCUGAAAGAAAGGCCGGAAGUAAAUCCCCACAGACUGAUUAGGAAUUUGCUUACUGUAGUGCUGGUGAGGAGGAUAUCUCCACCUAACUUUGUCGAGUGCUGUGGUAUAUUUAUACAGAGGAAAAUGGCUCAAACUAUAGCACGAACAACAUCCCUCCAUGUUGAGGAAUCCUUGGAAAGCAGAAUGGUGGUUACAUUCCUCAUGUCAGGACUUGAGUCAAUGUGUAAAGAACUUGCCAAGUCCAAGGCAGAAAUUGCCUGUAUUGGUGUAUAUGAAAAAAAUGUUUUUGUAGUUGGAACUGAGAGAGGAAAAGCCUUUGUCAACUCGAGGGAAGAGAUUAAGACGGAAUUUAUUGAAUACUGUGUUACAGAAGAGGGCAGGAUUGCAAAACUGCAGAAAAAGAGGACUACACCACCUGUGAACAGACAGACAGUGGAUGCUGUGGACCUGGAGGCUCUUAGAAAGUCUGUGGACGACUUUUUCUGCUUUUGCUAUGGUAAAGCUUUAGGAAAGUCAGCGAUGGUUCCUGUGCCAUACGAAGAGAUUCAGAGGAACCAGUCUGUUGUGAUAGUGCAGGGCCUGCCCAAAGGACUCACACUUCAACAUCCAUCAAAUUAUGAUGUUUCCACCCUGAAAUGGAUUUUGGAAAACAAAUCAGAGAUCUCAUUUAGUAUAAACAGACCUUUCCUUGAACCAGUGAAACACAUAGGGGCUGAUAUGCCAGAUCCUUCACAUCCAGUUAUACUUCCAUGUGGAAGUAGUCCACCUGUUCAAGUGAAAACAGAACCAAACAAGGAUUUAGAAAUUCCUUCCAAAAUGUCAACAAUAGCAAUGAAGCAGGAAACUGAUGAUCCUAACUACUAUCAAUUUUGUACUUCAGCAGUCCCUUCCAAAACAUCAGAGAUAGAAGAAGAAAUUGCUCCUGGAAAAAGUUACACAGAUCCGUCCCAGCAGCAUGGCAUGUCAGAAUUCAGAAUGGAUACUGAGCCAGAAAACACUACUGAUGAUGAUCUAGAUGAUGAUGACUAUCUACCCCCUGAAAAGAGACAGAAAAUCUCUGAGUUGGAAAAUCAGGCUUCCAAUAUUGUUAGAAGAACAGCAGAAGAGUUCAGUUUUGAUCCCCCCCAGCAUGAGCUGUCAGGACCAAGCGAGAAACCUGAGGUUGAGGUCACCCUUGAAGAUGAUGAUGAUGACUACCCUCCCUUAGACAAGAGACAGAAGAGCAUGAAGUUGGUUAAUGAAGCUGCCAUUACUCAAAGAAAAGAAGGAAAAAAUUUCAAUUCUGAUUCUUCCCAGCACGACUCGUCAGAAUCAAGUUCAGAUUCUGAGCCCGAAAUCACUACUGAAGAUGAUGAUGAUGAUGAGUACGUGCCUCCUAGCAGGAGGCGGAGGAGCAGACGGUCUAAUCGCGCUUCCAAUACUGGGAGGAGGAAAGGAAAACACUCCAAUUCUGAUCCCUCCCAGCAUUACUUCUCAGCAAUAAGUGAGACGCCUGGGCUUGAGGUCACUGUUCAAGCUGAUAAUGAUGAUGAUGAUAGUGAUGACAACCUACCCCUGGACAUGAGAAUAAAUAUCACCCAUUCUGCUAAUGAAGCUGACAAUAGUGGGGGAAGUAAAGCAGAAGCAUUCAGUUCUGAUCCCCCCCAGCAUGAGCUGUCAAGAAUAAGUGAGAAAUCUGAGGUUGAGGUCACCCUUGAAGGUGAUGAUAAUGAUGACAACUUACCUCCUGACAAGAAGCUGAAGAAAACUGAGUCUGCUAAUGAAGCUGCCAAUACUGGAAGAAGAACAGAAGAGUGCAGUUUUGUUUCCUCCCUGCAUGACUUCUCAGCAACAAGUGAUAGACCUGAGCUUGAAGUCACUGUUGAAGCUGAUGAUGAUGAUGAUGACAACCUACCCUCUGACAUGAGACUGAAUAACUCCGAGUCAUUUAAUGCAGCUGACAAAAAUGGGGGAAGAAAAGCAGAAGAAUUCAGUUUUGUUUCCUCCCUGCAUGACUUCUCAGCAACAAGUGAUAGACCUGAGCUUGAAGUCAUUGUUGAAGCUGAUGAUGAUGAUGACUACUUACCCCUUGAAAUGACAGUGAAUAACACCGAGUCUGCAAGUGAAGCUGACAGUACUGGGAGAAGGAAAGCAGAUGAGUUAAAUUCUGAUUCCUCCCAGCAUGAGUGGUUACAAGGAAGUGAGAAUUCUGAGGAUGAUUUUAGUAGUGGAGAUGAUGUUGACUACCUGCCCUCUGAGAAGAGACGGAGGAGAACCAAGUCGGGUAGUGGAGCUUUCAAUACUGGGAGAAGGAGAGGAAGACAGUUCAAUUUUGACAAAUGGAAUACGCGAAUUUCAGACUUGAGAACUGAAGUUGAACAGGUGUUUGCAGAGAAGUACGCUGAAGCUAUAAAAGCAGAAGGCCCAGUGGCUAUCCCAUAUGGACUCUUCCAGUCACACGCAGAAGAUUUGUACGUGGAAGGGCUGCCAGAAGGGAUUCCCUUCCGGCGCCCCACCACCUACGGCAUUCCCCGGCUGGAGAGGAUACUUCUAGCGAGGGACCAGAUCCGGUUUGUCAUUACAAAGCCUGAACUUCUGAAUUUGAAAGAUGUUCUAGUGGAAAAGACAGCUUCAGGAGUCUCAAAUCCAGCAAGAGAGGAGUGGUAUGCCAAAAUCACCAGACUGAGAAAGACAGUAGAUCAACUUUUCUGUAAAAGUUAUGGCAAGGCUUUGGGGAGCAGUGAGCCCAAAGCUGUUCCAUACAAGAUAUUUGAAGCUCAUCCAACUGACCUCUGUGUUGAGGGGCUGCCAGAGAAAGUUGCCUUUAGGAGUCCCUCCUGGUAUGGAAUCACGUGCCUUGAAAAAAUAAUUGAAGCAGGUGACAGAAUAAAAUUUGUGAUCAAAAGGCCAGAGCUUCUAAGUCAAGCUUCUAGCAAAGUUGUUCAGCCCAGAUCAAACAGUCAAGGGAAAGAUGAUUGGAAUUGCAAGAUCACAAAGCUAAGAAACGAUGUAGAAGAUCUAUUUAGUAAGAAGUUUGGCGAAGCUCUGGGGCUUUCAGAGUCAGUGAAAGUUCCCUAUUCUGUAUUUGAAUCAAACCCUGAUGCCUUGGUUGUUGAAGGCUUGCCAGAAGGAGUUCCCUUCCGGAGUCCCACCUGGUUUGGAAUUCCACGCCUUGAAAGAAUCACGCGAGCGGGCAAAAAAAUCAAAUUUGUUAUUAAGAAGCUUGACCUUGUAAUUUCCCAUUUGCCUCCAAGAGUGGCUAAUAAAUUAAAGACAAAAGCAUCCAGUCCAAGGAGUUCCAGAAGGUCACGAAGCUCUUCAGAGAAUUCAAGCAUCCCAGAGAUUGAAGUUACUGUUGAUGACAGUCCUGAAAAAGCACAAAAAACAACAAAUUCUCAAAACAACAACUCCAAUAAAAAUGUGAACCAACAACAAGGAAGAGGAGGAUUUUCUUUUGAGUUGUGGAGUUCAAAAAUCGCUAACUUAAAGAAGCAAGUUGAAAAUCUUUUUAAUGAAAAAUGUGGGGAAGCACUGGGACUCAAUGGGCCAAUGAGGGUGCCAUAUGGACUGUUUGAAUCCUUCCCAGAGGUUUUCCAAGUGGAAGGACUACCUGAGGGAGUGCCCUUCCGCCAACCUUCAACUUUUGGGAUUCCAAGACUGGAGAAGAUUCUGAGAAAUAGAUCCAAAAUAAAAUUUAUUAUUAAAAAGCCUGAGAUGCUUGAGGCAGCUGUAAAAGAAAGUUCUGGUAAAAGCUCCAAAAGAAAAAAUAAUUCCUCCAGUGAUGCCAGUACAGCAAGGACCACAAAAAACACAGCAGUGAACAAAACUACAGGUGUUGAAGACCUAAACAUCAUUCAAGUAACCAUACCAGGUGAUGACAGUGAGCGACUGCCGAAAGUAGAAAAUGCCAGACAAUUGAGAGAGCAAGUGAAUGAUCUUUUUAGCCAGAAAUUUGGUGAAGCCACUGGUAUGAAUUUUCCUGUAAAAGUUCCAUACAGAAAAAUCACUAACAACCCUGGUUGUGUGUUGGUGGAUGGAAUGCCUCCAGGUGUGGCAUUUAAAGCACCCAGUUAUCUGGAAAUCAGCUCAAUGAAGAAGAUUUUGGAAUCAGCAGAGUCUAUCAAGUUUACUGUCGUUAGACCAUUUCCAGGACUUGUGAUUAACAAUCACCUGCUGGAAGAAGCUGAAGCAGAAGCACCAGCACCAUCAACAGCACCAGCAGCAGCCACAGCACUACCAGAGCCAGGUGAACCAAGCCAUACAGAAGUAUCUGUAGGAGAUAACACAGAAACAGAUUUCAAAUAAAGCAAAUCCAGACCUGACGUCAUAGACCUCAUCAAUACUGGUCAGAAGCUUCCUGUUCUGAGAAGAGCCUGAUGGGCCUGUGUAUUAUAACUGUAUAAGAGAAGUAUCUUCUAUACAAACUCUUUUAUACUAUUAGAUAGAAAUGUCUACUUUUUCAGCAGUUCUGUGAAUUGACCUAAACAAAGAAUGACUGUAGAUUUGGAAUGUCUGAUUUUCCUUUGGAAUAUAUUAUAAGGACUAAAAUACAUUGAUGCAGCAGUGCUGGGGAGAUACCAGGGAUUAAAAUCAGCAGGGACUUAGUUGAGACUGUCUGCAUUUCCCAAUAAAGCUGAAUUUCACUGUACCUAAAUGCAUCCUAGCUUUUGUAAUGAAAAAUUCCUGAAAAGAGUUCCAUUUGUUUACUCUGGAGGAAAAAACCCUCCACAUUUGUUUUCAGCUAUUAAUUUAAUGGGUCAUUGAGAUAAUAGUAUAUGUAUAUUUGAGCUAAUUUUUCCUGUUAUAUCUAUUACAAUUUAUAUGUUUUUCCUAAAAUAAAAGAGAAACUGUUUCACUGGA
Oenanthe melanoleuca is the source of this 5007-nucleotide messenger RNA. RefSeq names its product general transcription factor IIi (gene GTF2I). The transcript has 48 exons. Bases 292 to 4452 code for a protein of 1386 amino acids. Gene Ontology annotation, cellular component: nucleus. Lineage: Eukaryota; Metazoa; Chordata; Aves; Passeriformes; Muscicapidae. Gene Ontology annotation, molecular function: DNA-binding transcription factor activity. The record is from RefSeq and is a predicted model, not a curated record.